AUGGUAGACUCAGGUACCCCCGAAAAGACCCCGCUAGCUGCCCGGGCCGAGACGUCCAAAUUCCCGUCCUGCGUGGUCUGUAACAGGCGCAAAGUCCGAUGUGAUCGCCAGGACCCUUGCUCCGCGUGCGCGAAGAAUGGAACUGAAUGCAUUUAUCGAGCACAUCCGCCUCCACGACGGCGCAAGCGGCGCCCCUCGGAUGAGGCCCAUCGUCCAGCCAGUCCACAGCGCCUCCGACGUUCCAGACAGGACACCGGCUCGUCUGGCCCUAGGGGUGAUACACAGGGGCUGCUCUCGCCCAUGACCAUGUCGAACACGUCUCUUGUGCCCACGGGGAAUGAUCCGGGUAUGUUGAUUACAGAAGGGGGGAGGUCGGUCUAUGUCGAUGGGAAUAUGUGGUCAAGUAUCAGCACAGAGCUGCCACCCGCGGAGGACGUGCUACGCGAUGCGUCGGUCUACAGUGAUUCGGACCAGUCGUUAGAGGGGACAGAUGACGAGUCCUCUCUUAUUCUCGGUGCACGCACGAAGACGCAGAUCACGGACCUACAUCCCCAGCCGUUGCACAUCUUCAAGCUCUGGCAGGUCUUUCUGGAGAACGUACACCCCUUGAUCAAAAUCCUGCAUAGACCCACAGCUCAGCAGCAUAUCAUCGAUGCCAUCGGGGAUCUGAGCGCAGUCCCGAAAGGGCUUGAAGCACUUCUGUUCUGUAUAUACUGUAUCGCGCUGAUCUCGAUGGCCCCGCAUGACGUCCAGCAGGCUUUCGGAGACAGCAAGACUGUCCUUUUGUCUCGCUUCCGUCGGGGAGCUCGACUUGCUCUCUCGAAUGCUGGCAUUCUACGCACGUCGGAUGUUGUGGUUCUUCAGGCGUUUCUGUUGUAUUUGCUUGCAAUGCGAGCAUUCUCGGAUCCACAGUCAAUCUGGUCUCUUUGCGGUGUCGCUAUCCGGGUGGCACAGCGUAUUGGACUCCAUCGAGAUGGCUCCCACCAUGGCCUUUCUAUCUUCGAGACCGAAAUGCGUCGACGCCUUUGGCUUCAGCUGAGUAUAUUAGACGCUACCACGGCACAGCUUACAGGCAUUGCUGCACAAACAUCUCUGAUGGCUGCCGAUGUGCAGCGUCCGGCGAAUGUCAAUGACUGCGAUCUAGACCCGCGGAUGACGGAAAGGCCUCGUGAACAUAGUGGAGCGACCGAAAUGAUCUUCUGCCUCGCCCGCUGUGAAUUUGGCGAGUGGCUUGCUCGAUGGUCGGGAAAGUCAGGCCCCCUGCCAACGGGUCAAAGCUUCUUGAGCAAUUCGGCAAUCUCACUAGCUGAGAAGGAUAGGGCGAUUGAUGCGCUUAGCCAGAUCUACGAGACAAAAUACCUGAAAUACUGCGACACCUCGAUCCCGCUGCACCAGAUGACUAGCAUCGUGAUCCAUGCGAUCACAUCUCUGCUCCGUUUCUCUGCACAUCACCCUCGCCAACACGCUGAACAGGGAAGUCAUAAUUCACAGUCCGAUCAAGAUCGAAUCUUCUCAAACUGCGUGCGCAUGGCCGAGAACUGUGAUCUUGUGCAGACGAGCGAUAUCACGCAGCGGUAUAAGUGGCAUGUGGAGAAUCACAUUCCCUGGACACCGCUGAUACACAUGCUCUAUGAGUUACGGAAUCGUGUCGAUGGGGAAGAGUCGGACAGGGCAUGGUUCCUCAUCGACCGGAUCUGUAGUCGACAUUUUCGCAGGUUGCAGGCGCGACAACAGAGAAUAGCUUUCAAUGUGGCUUUGCAGAACUUGAUCCUAAAGUCUUGGAAGGCACAUGCAGCGGAGCGGGCUCGUUGUAGCAUGCCUCCUCUUCCAUGUCCUGCUAUUGUGUCUACAAUCUGCGACAUGCGGGGCAAGCAGCAAUUGGCCGCUAAGGAUCUCAGUGCAGAAAUCUCUUACGAAGAAGCCCCGAUAGGCGUUAGCAGCCGAGAUUCGGAUCAGCUCGUCGAGGCAGUCUUUCCUAAUGGACAGGGACUCGGAACCCUUGAUCUGGACCAGGUUAGCGAUUUCUGCCCCAUGGAUUGGACGCAGUGGGAUCGGUUGCUUGAGGAUUUCCAGCACCAGUACACGAAUGAUGGCGAUCCACACCUGAACGUGUAG
Aspergillus aculeatinus CBS 121060 is the source of this 2115-nucleotide messenger RNA. RefSeq names its product Zn(II)2Cys6 transcription factor. Gene Ontology annotation, molecular function: DNA-binding transcription factor activity, RNA polymerase II-specific; DNA binding; zinc ion binding. NCBI's taxonomy places the organism in Eukaryota, Fungi, Ascomycota, Eurotiomycetes, Eurotiales, Aspergillaceae. The record is from RefSeq and is a predicted model, not a curated record. Bases 1 to 2115 code for a protein of 704 amino acids. The transcript is spliced from 4 exons. Gene Ontology annotation, biological process: DNA-templated transcription; regulation of DNA-templated transcription.